Messenger RNA from Sipha flava (yellow sugarcane aphid), 3274 nucleotides. Its product is annotated as serine/threonine-protein phosphatase 2A 56 kDa regulatory subunit epsilon isoform-like. NCBI's taxonomy places the organism in Eukaryota, Metazoa, Arthropoda, Insecta, Hemiptera, Aphididae. The transcript is spliced from 11 exons. Gene Ontology annotation, molecular function: protein phosphatase activator activity. Gene Ontology annotation, cellular component: protein phosphatase type 2A complex; nucleus; cytosol. Bases 953 to 2521 code for a protein of 522 amino acids. Gene Ontology annotation, biological process: signal transduction; protein dephosphorylation. The record is from RefSeq and is a predicted model, not a curated record.
CCGUGUGUGCGUACGUGUGUGCGCUUGUGUGCGUGCGAGUGAUUAGAGAGCGAUAGCAUCGUUGCGCGUACGGUUUUCUCACUGCCGCCGAGGUAUUAACUUGUGUGCGCGCGCGUGUGUAUGUGUGUUCGCCGCGCGAGCUUUUUGCCCAGGAGCGACUCGUCGUCGCCGCAGCAGCAGUAGCAGAACAAUCAGUUUCGCCGCAGUUGACUGCCGUGUCUUUCGCCGUACGCGUUUUCCUCGUUUUCCGGCGCACCGAGACACAUUUACGUGCGUGCGUGUGUACCGCCGUCGCCGCCGCCACUGUCGUCGUCGUCGUGUUUUAUCAUCCGGUCGGUCGGUCACCCGCCCUCCUGUGAACUACCGUAGCCGCCGAUUGCAACUGCCCCGUGUGCUGUUUUUUUUUUUUCUAAUUUUUUACUUCUCCAUUUAACGCCGUCACCGCGGAAUAGAUUUCAUAAUUGAGAAGUCUGUUUGGUUUAUAUUUUGAUAAACAAUAAUUUGUUUUGUCGAUCAUUGAAGUAUCAAGUUUUGAAAUAUAAUAAUAUAUAUCUGAAACUCAUGCUGAAAUUAUUAUAUUUAUCUAAAAAACUGUGUAGCAAGCAAAUAAAAUAAAAUUUAACCACACUCUGCUUACAGACAAUGUUAAUUAAAUCUGCUAUCUUGAUUGUAUCACAAAAGCAUUUUAAACAUCUUCUAAACGACGGUCAAACACCAGAUAGACAUUUUAUCUUUUCAACACUUGAUAACAAUCCAAGAUUUUAAGGUUUAUUUUUGUGAAAUUGUAAUUGGCAAUAUGAUAUUAAUACAUCAAGAAAAUCAAGAUUAACAAAGUAGUUACUGUUAAUAUACAUAAUUUAUCAUAUUUUUGCAAUUAUUUCACAACAAAUCAAUUUUGGCUUUUAACUACUGUGUCAACAAAAAAACGUGUUCGCAUUUGCUUCUAUAGAGCAUGUCAAACACGGCGGCUACUGCUUCUAAUGCUAGUAGUGCUGCUAGCAGCGGAGCUACUACGUCUGCAGGUGCGGCUGCUACAUUUGUUGACCGCAUUGAUCCAUUCACCAAAAUUUCUGUAUUAAAACGCAAGACAAAGCGUUCUCAAGGGUCAUCAUCUUCUUCUCGAUACCGUACAUGUUCAGAUGUUGAAUUGCAACCUUUACCAUUGCUAAAGGAUGUAACUGCUCAGGAACAAGAAGAGUUAAUGAUAAGAAAACUUCGACAGUGCUCUGUACCUUUUGAUUUUAUGGAUCCCAUGGCAGAACUUAAGGGCAAGGAAAUAAAGCGUGAUACUCUCAAUGAAUUGGUUGAUUAUGUAUCAACUUCUAGAGGUGUAUUGACCGAGAACAUGUAUCCAGAAAUCAUUAAAAUGAUCUCUUCAAAUUUAUUUAGAACACUGCCACCCAGUGAUAACCCUGAUUUUGAUCCAGAGGAAGAUGAUCCAACUUUAGAAGCGUCAUGGCCACAUUUAACACUUGUGUAUGAACUGUUUCUACGCUUUUUGGAAUCGCCGGAUUUUCAACCAGCUAUUGGGAAGAAAGUUAUUGAUCAGAAAUUUGUAUUGCAGCUCCUUGAACUAUUUGAUACCGAGGAUCCACGCGAGAGAGACUUCCUCAAGACUGUGUUGCAUCGCAUUUAUGGAAAAUUCCUGGGUUUGCGUGCAUUUAUUCGCAAGCAAAUCAAUAACAUAUUUUUAAGGUUCAUUUAUGAAACGGAACAUUUCAAUGGUGUUGGUGAACUGUUAGAAAUACUAGGAAGCAUCAUCAAUGGAUUUGCACUUCCAUUGAAAAACGAACACAAACAGUUCCUGGUUAAAGUGCUCAUACCUCUGCACAAAGUCAAAUGCUUAAGUCUGUAUCAUGCGCAACUCGCAUAUUGUGUAGUUCAAUUUAUCGAAAAGGACAGUUCUUUAACUGAAUCUGUCAUAAGAGGCCUCCUCAAGUACUGGCCAAAAACGUGUAGUCUCAAAGAGGUCAUGUUCCUUGGUGAAAUGGAAGAAAUACUGGAUGUUGUUGAACCAUUACAAUUUCAAAAAAUUGAAGUACCUUUGUUUAGGCAAAUUGCUCGUUGCGUAUCCAGUGCUCAUUUUCAGGUCGCUGAACGAGCAUUGUAUUUAUGGAACAACGAAUAUAUAAUGAGUCUGAUAGAAGAAAAUAACCAGACAAUCAUGCCCAUCAUGUUUCCUGCCUUAUACCGUAUCAGUAAGGAACAUUGGAACCAAACUAUUGUGGCUUUAGUUUAUAAUGUACUGAAAACAUUCAUGGAAAUGAAUAGCCAACUUUUUGACGAAUUAACUGCUAGCUAUAAAUCUGAACGGCAAAAGGAGAAAAAAAGGGAAACUGAACGUGAAGAAUUAUGGAAACGAUUGGGACAACUUGAAGCAGCUCACAUCCGUAGUAAACCAUUGACUUCAUCAUUGAUUUCAGUGGAUAAUAAUAAUAAGACUAGCAGUAAUAAUAGUAUAGAUACUAUGCCAGCCGCAGUAACAACAGCAGCAGCACCAAUUAUAGUCCAACAUCAGUAGUAAUAGUGGUAGUAACAGCAAUAAUAAUUAUUUUGUCAUUUUAUACACAGUUGUAUUUGUGCGUUAACAUAAAUAUUUAUAUUCAUAUUUAUUUAUGUGCAUAAAUUCUCAAAUGUGUCUAUAUAAUAGUUAUAAUUAAUUAAAGAGUGAAAUGUUAUGAUGUUAUGCGGCAGCUGUUAAUAACAAUAAUAUUAAAUAAUAAAAUUAACAUACAAUGUUGUUAUGAGUGACAAACACAUGCUGCUGUGGUAUGUUUGUACAUGUGUCUUAUGAUCAAUUGUAUUUGUAUGUAUAUAUGUGAUUAUUAUAUAUUAUGGUAUGUUUUACACACAUUUUUUAAAUAAAAAUUGUUUGUGAUGAAUGGUGAAUGGUAAAAAUAAUAUUUUGAACAUUGAAUCUUUUAUGAAUAGUUAUCUUAUGUGUAUUAAAAAAAAAAUGUAUUGAUCUUCCAUUGGCAAAAUAAAAUUUAUGGUUUAAAAUAUCUACAAUAAGCUUAUGUUUUCAAACCAAUCAAUGUUAAUGUGAAUUGUUUGAUUUUGUGUGUACACAAGUGUAAUAAUAUUACUGCAGAAUUUUUUCGAUAUAAUAAUUACAAUAACAAAUUAAUACACAUGUAAAACACGUAUCACUUAUGCAAAUUGUGUAAUUAAAAGCGAUAAUAAACAAUGUUCUAAUUUCUUAUGUAUAUUAAAUUAGAUUUAACCCUCCUCCCAUGUAAGCGUUUGUGUGUGUGUGUGUGUGUGUAAAUAAUAU